GAUUUUUUGGUUGCAAAAAGAUUUUUAGGUUAGCCUAAUUACAAGUUAAAAAAAUGUUAAGGAAAAUAAAAUUAAUUCGUUUAGUAUCAUUUUCGUGUUCAAGUUAUUCCACGCGUCUCCAAAUAGACGCAAAUCUAGCUCAGGAUUUCGAAUCAAAGCAAUAUAAACCUCGGAAACACCCAGGGUCUGCACGAAUAAAGAUUGCUAAUAUACCACCAGAUAUUCAGAAAGCAAUAUAUCUUAUUUUAGAAGACUCUGGAGCGAGGACUCUGUACCAAGAAAGUGAAAAACUAAGCAACUAUAUCCGCUCGAGGCUGUUGCCGCCUGAAGAUGACGACAUACGUAUAAAAGCUGCCAAAAUCCAUACCAGUGUUUCACAGCAGGUUUUGUCGAAAAUAAAUAAUAAAAUAACGACGCCAGAGGAAGAAGACAUGUACAACAAACGUAUAAACACAUCAGUAUUUAAUAUUUUGAAGAAAAAUGUGUACAGAUGGGGAAACAUUUCAUAUGAUAAAUCAACAUGUUUGCAAUAUUUAAUGGCAAGAGCUGCUCCUGAAUAUGCUAUACUAGUACGCGUACUUGAUGAAAUUAAAAAAAAAGAUGAAAAUUUUAAACCAAGAAGUUUUUUCGACUUUGGUUCUGGAGUGGGAUCAGGAACUUGGGCAGUGAACACAUUUUGGAAGGGAGACAUUUAUGAAUACUUUUGUGUAGACACAUCACAAAAUAUGCACGAUUUAGCUAGACUGAUACUUUGUAGUGGGAAAGAUAAUGUUGAAAUGCCAUACAAAGGAUACUUCCAGCGACAAUUUCUUCCAGCAUCUACAAAUUUGAAAUAUGACAUAGUAUUAUCUGCGUUUUCCCUGUUUGAAAUGCCUGAUAUGAAAACAAGGUUAGAAACAAUACAAAAACUGUGGAAUAAAACUGAAAACUAUUUAGUAAUUGUUGAACAUGGAUCAAAUGCAGGAUUUAGAGUUGUCAAUGAAGCUAGAGAGUUUGUUCUCAACCUGCCCAAAGAAAAGAAAUCCAGCAAACAAGUUAAUAAUACUCAGAAUGGUUAUGCAUUCUCUCCAUGUCCUAACGAUAAUGUAUGUCCACGAUACUUAGAACAAGAAACACCUUGUAAUUUUUUGAUGAAGUAUGAAACUUUACAGUUUCCGUCAAAGUCAGAAAUUUCUGCUGAUGUAUUUUCUUAUGUAAUCUUAAGGAAAGGUGUUCGUCCGUCUAAUGACCCUCAGUGGCCCAGAGUUGUCCGAGCGCCUAUAGUGAGAUCUGGUCACACUAUUUGUAAACUUUGUACGGCUAAAGGGGAACUAAAAGAAGUCAUAUUUUCCAAAUCGAAACAUGAUCAGAUAACAUAUAGAUGUGCUAGAUCUAGUAACUGGGGUGAUGAGUUGCCUUUAAAAUAAAUUUUCUUUAUUAAAACA
Molecule: messenger RNA, 1424 nt
Organism: Plodia interpunctella (Indianmeal moth)
Lineage: Eukaryota; Metazoa; Arthropoda; Insecta; Lepidoptera; Pyralidae
Product: methyltransferase-like protein 17, mitochondrial
Exons: 1
Coding region: 54-1406 (450 amino acids)
Biological process (GO): translation
Cellular component (GO): mitochondrial small ribosomal subunit
Molecular function (GO): methyltransferase activity; structural constituent of ribosome
Source: RefSeq, a predicted model, not a curated record